Molecule: messenger RNA, 2421 nt
Organism: Xyrichtys novacula (pearly razorfish)
Lineage: Eukaryota; Metazoa; Chordata; Actinopteri; Labriformes; Labridae
Source: the annotation of a GenBank genome assembly
AUGCCAGCUAGACCCAAUUCUGCAGUGAUCCUAAUGGAGACCAGCAAACCAGGUACAAAAAGUAUAACUUAUUUUAAGUUGCACUGCAAUGUUAACUGACACCUUUCUUUAAAAAAAAAAAACACCCUCUAAAAUGAGGCGACUGUUCAUCUGCUUUGACAGCAUUUGUGGUAACUGUGCUCCAGCAGUACAAACAAGCUCCUCACGAACUUCUUGUAUUUACAGUUGUUGCCUCUUCAAGCUCUCACUCAGAAGAUGUCUUUUUAAAUACUAUACAAUUGGAUUUAUACGGACAUAAAAGGUUUCUCAUGGGAAGAAAGAAAUCAAGUCAAGAGUGUUGAAACUAAUUGAAAAAUACCCACUUGCAUUUAAGGCCUCCAACUGGAGCACAUAGCGUACUUUUAAGCCGAAAAUACUUUACUCGUUUGGAAAACACUUGCAUUUUUUAAAAUGAAGUAUAAAAGGGUUGUAAGCUAAAACUUUUGAGAAGCACUUAAUACAUGUUUUUUUGUUUGUUUUGUUUUGUUUAUGGGUCAUCAAGGACAAAUUAAUUCAUUUUUGAGCGUUUAGACUUUAAUAUCUUGGCACAUCCUGCUCUAGUUUUUGGCAAGCGUAAAGGUUGUUCAUAUGAUACGUGGUGUCAUUAAAUGAAACAUGAAACUACUCUUCACAUUUUUCCUGAUGAACCUUUGGCCUUUACUUUUUUUAGGAAAGAAAACUAGGUCCAGCAAAAAGGCCAACCAAGGUAAGAUCAUUUCAGCAUUUUAACUCUCUUCGCUACUUACUGGGUUUGUGUUAAAGUCAAUUUUCUUCCAUUACAGAUCAAGUUCCUGUUUAUGUGCCAAACAUCCCAGAGCCAACAUGUCGAGCGGAGCUCAUAAACUGUAUGAGAUUUUUUUUCGUCAAAUCAAUGAAAUCAAAUAUAAUUCAUGUGUAUUUUUCUGAAUUUAUUAAAAACAAUAAUGCUUAAUUUUUCUCUUGUAGACUGGAUGAACUUGUCUUUCGAUGAUAAAACUGCCAACAAGUUGUUGUGGAUAUCUGACGGUGGGUCAAAAGUGUAUCGCAGGACUGAAGAAGUUUGUCCCGUCCUUGACAGACCCGAGAGAUACGAGUACUCUCCACAAGUAAGUCAGAGAAUGACACAAAUACAGCCGACAGCCAAAAAUAACAAAUAUUCUGUUCUUACUUGUUCCUUUAUUUUUGUCAAUUUUUGUCACCAAAGGUGUUGUGUAAAGAAGCUAUCUGGAAUGCGAGGGCUUACUGGGAGGCGGAGUACACAGGCUGGGUGGUAAUUGGAGCCACCUAUGAAGGAGCAGGACGCAGGGCAAACUCUGGGCCAAGCGGCCUUGGCGAAAACGAGGAGUCCUGGGGUUUGUGCUGGUCUGGGACGCGUUACCAGAUUUGGUUCAAUGGCUUGAACAAAGACAUAACCAGCGCCCCUUAUAGUCCCACGAUAGGAGUGUACAUCGACCAGCCAGCGGGGAUAAUUAACUUUUAUUCAGUAAGUGGGGAGGGAGCAGAGAGGGAAGUCAAACUGCUGCAUAAAGUUGAGGCCACCACUGAUAGAAAGAUCCUGCCAGGUUUCUGGAUGGGAGUUCAAUCCGCGUGCACGUUACUGAAAAAACCUGAGUGAAUAGUUAGAGCAAAAUCACGUCAAACAAGAUGUGAUGAUGCAGCAACCGGGUUAUGACAAUGAAUUCUGUGAAUGUGACAAAUAUUUUUAAUCAGCGGAUGCCUGCAGUAUGAGUCAGCUAAAGUUUUAAGAAACUUUUUUUUUUUUUUAAAUUUUUGUGUAUUUUUUUUUGCCCUACACUCCUUUAUUGUGUUCAGUAUGUGUUGUUCGGUAGCAUCAGGUUUCAUAUUUAUUGACUGUUUGUGAUAUUUAUGUGACUUUACGAAACAUGAAAUAAAACCUGAAAUAAAACAAAUGGAAGCUUCAAUUUAUUCAUGUCAAGUUCUUAAUGAAGGACUGUAAAGAUUUGACAAAAUUUACAGCCCAACGUGUGAGAUCCACCAUGUAUCAAGUUCAAGAAUCACAUACGAGUUCAAGGUUGCUCCUCUGUUUUGGUCUGUUUUUAACAUUACCAAAUGGGUGAAGGCCUUUGUGUGCUCCUAGGAUAUAGUUGCACAUGCAGGGCAGAGGGGUCAAAGCAUCGAUCCCCUCUGGAUUUUUUGGCUGAGUGAGGUGGGGGCUGUGAGAAUCACCCCACUCUAAGUUAGAGGAGCUCACUUUGAUAUGUAAGGAGAGACACCAGCCUGCAGAUCAUUUCUCUGCUUUGACAGGUGGGCCCCCCAUCUUCUACUGCUUUCACACCUACAGAAGGAGCUUUACAGGAACUAAAAGAAGGGCCCACAGACAAACACAGAGUCUUACACUCAGAGGUCAGAGGUCGAAUGCACUACGCAACCUCAUUAAACUAG